GCAACAGACAGACAACGAAGCAGAUGAAAUCAUCGGUGUUGAAACUCUUUCCAUUUAUUUGCCUCCAUCUGUCAUGAUUAAAUGCUCUUUCAGCGGUAUCAUGAGUUGAGUCCAUCGCACUGGUAGAAGUUUUCAGGCAGGGGCAGAAUAUGCGUCCCUGCUCCACUAUCAUGCACCUGCUGCUGAGAUGCCUGCGCGGGUGUGGCAGGCACAGUCGCUGUCGCCUGCCCAGGCACCUGAGGCAACCUGUGAGCUACAUCAAACUUCUAUUCAAAUCCCUUUAUUUUAAUUCUCUCACUAAUUCGGAAGUGGUGAUGGACUCCCUCCUUGAGCCAGUGUUUUGGAUGGUCGAGGUUGUCACACGCUGGUUCGGAAAGGUCUUUGUAUUUUUAGUAGUAGCUCUUACCAGCUCUGUGGUCUUCAUUGCAUACUACUGCCUUCUGCCGUUGGUCCUGCAAACAUACACUCCUGGCUGGAUAAUGUGGCACAUUUGUUAUGGAAAUUGGAUCAUUGUCAUGAUAGCCUUCCAUUACUACAAGGCCACAAAGACCCCCCCUGGAAAUCCUCCUCAGAUGAAAAAGGACAUCCCGUUUGUGUCAGUCUGUAAAAAGUGUGUCAUUCCUAAACCAGCAAGGAGUCAUCACUGUGGCAUCUGUAAAACAUGUAUUCUAAAAAUGGACCAUCAUUGCCCUUGGCUGAACAACUGUGUUGGUCAUUACAAUCAUCGUUACUUCUUCUCGUUUUGUGUCUAUUUGACUUUGGGCUGCAUGUACUGUAGCAUCAGUGGUCGUAAUCUCUUUAUUGAUGCAUACAAUGCCAUAGAUCAAUUCAGGCACAUGGAAGCGGAGAAACAGGGGGUCCCGGUGACAGGGAUUGGGUUGCUUAUCGGCAUCGUACCGUCAGAAGCCUUGGCUGGGAAGGUAAUUUCACAACCUUCAUAUAACUAUAAGGACAGGAUGUUUCACAAGAGUGUUAUCUACAUGUGGGUCCUCACAAGCACAGUCACAGUUGCGCUUGGAGCUCUGACAUUGUGGCAUGCUGUACUUAUCACCCGUGGAGAGACCAGCAUUGAACGGCAUAUAAAUGAUAAAGAGGCCAAACGUUUGGCGAAACUUGGAAAGGUUUAUCGGAAUCCUUUCAAUUAUGGUAAACUGAAUAACUGGAAAGUGUUCUUUGGUGUGGAGAAGAGAAGUCAUUGGCUGACACGUGUUGUCCUACCCUCGGGACACACCCCAUAUGGGGAUGGACUGACAUGGGAUAUCUACCCUCUUAAAAAAGACAUGUUCCCUGUCUGAGAUGUUAAAGACCUGGCUGUCCUGCCCAACAUUCUUACCAGGGUGAAUCUCACCAGCUGUGCCAUGGCUGAAUGCAGAACCAGAGCCCUGGGAUAAUGGGAGUCUGCAGAGCCCAGAUUUAGACCAUGAUCUUAUGGGAUGACGAUUGCUUAUUAUGGCAAAAUGUAAAGACUGUCCUCCAGGAAGAACAUUUAAAUUUUGGAUAUUUUGUAAAGGAAUUCAUAAUGACAUUUGCUAUUUACGGAAUAUACUGUGUUAAAAAUGCUGGUUGCCAUUUGGGGCUAUUCUCUGGUUUACACAUGUUUGUUUGUGUAAUUUUGUUUUUAACUGGAUUUAUGUCACACAGUCAUUGUUUAAAGGGGUCAUGACAUGCCUUUUUUAUAUAUAAGUUUUGUAUGUUCCGUGAGGUUCACUUAUAAUAUUAGUUAACUAAAAAGAAAAGAAUAAUAUUUGUAAUACAUGAUCAUUUUCCACCCUCAUUCUGAUCCUCUGUCAGAAACACUCUGGUGCUGCCUCUCCAUUAAGACAUGACAGUACAUGCCCACUGUUAUGAUUGGCUCUCUGCUCUGACUGACCUGCUCUCUCCUUUCCAUGUCACUCCUCACAGAUACUGGGCAGGCUACGGAAGUAAUACAGUAAAGUAGGCAUUGGUGUGGUGUUGUGGAGGUGGUCAGAUACAAAUAUCUAGAGUGUGACAUCACAAUACAGAGGAAAUAGAGUGAGUCGUUUUGGCAGCUUUGUUUCAACAAAUGUUCAGUUAUGAAGUGAAACAAAAGUUUUGAGUUCUGAAACUUUCAGUAUGUUUUUAUAGUAAAAUUACCUCUUAUAUGUCAAAAGAUCAAGGAUAAGUUUAUUCCUCAUGUCAUGACGCCUUUAAGAUUCAUAUGCACUGAAAUCCAACACUUUAUUUACAAGUCAACUACAUAUCAAAAACCUUGCCUGUGAUUUUAUUACAUAAUUUGCCACAAGAUUUCUUGUUGAAAGAUUUUAAACAGUAAAAAUACAGUAUAAUUUUAAAAUUGAAUUGCUUUGUAGCAUUUCUUAACACUUUCAAUGCAUUGCUGUAGAUUACAGUCCCUCCAGGAUUUUGCGUUCUCAAGAAUUUUUGGAAAUAAACCAAUC
Molecule: messenger RNA, 2417 nt
Organism: Xyrauchen texanus (razorback sucker)
Lineage: Eukaryota; Metazoa; Chordata; Actinopteri; Cypriniformes; Catostomidae
Product: palmitoyltransferase ZDHHC16A-like
Exons: 11
Coding region: 150-1295 (381 amino acids)
Biological process (GO): protein palmitoylation
Cellular component (GO): Golgi apparatus
Molecular function (GO): palmitoyltransferase activity
Source: RefSeq, a predicted model, not a curated record